Messenger RNA from Apiotrichum porosum, 972 nucleotides. RefSeq lists its product as uncharacterized. The coding region runs from base 1 to 972 and encodes 323 amino acids. The record is from RefSeq and is a predicted model, not a curated record. Gene Ontology annotation, molecular function: arylformamidase activity. Lineage: Eukaryota; Fungi; Basidiomycota; Tremellomycetes; Trichosporonales; Trichosporonaceae. The transcript has 5 exons.
AUGUCCACCCAGAGCUUCAACCCCUGCACAUUUGACCAACUCAAGAAGCGCUCCGGGCCACCUCUCAAUGCCUGGGGCCUGCACGGGCAGGACAACGAGUUGGGCCGGCUGAACAUGAUCACCCCAGAAUCCAUCAAGCGCGGCCGCGACGCGAUCAAGCACGGCAUCGCCGUCAACCUCAAUGUCAAUCUCAACACGUUCCCAAGUCUGCACCCAGUGCGGCCCAAGGUGAAGCACGAAGUGAUCCACCGCGUUCACUGCCUGGACGACACGGUCAGCUUCAACACCCAAUGCGCAACCCAGUGGGACGGUUUCCGCCACUUUUCGUACAAACACUACCCGAAAAAGGACGUCUACACGUUCCACGGCGGCAUGACUACAGAGGAGGCGAUGGACGUCAGCAACAAGUCGUUCGGCAUCCAGCUCUACGCCGACAACCCCAUCACCUCGCGUGCCCACCUUCUCGACAUUCCGCGCUACCUCGCCAAGACGGGCGGGGAGCCGUUGAAGAUCUUCGAGCGGACCACCCCGAUCUCUCUGUCCACGCUCAAGGCUUGUGCCGAGGACGAGGGCGUCACGCUUGCGUCGGGCGAUAUCCUCAUUGUUCGCACGGGGUUCACCGAGGCGCUGUAUGAUCUCAAUGAAGAGGGGCUGGCGGCCAUGCUGGCUGCUGCAAAGGGCUGGGUCGGAGUGGAGCAGACCGAGGAGGUCAUGAGGUGGCACUGGGACAACGGCAUCGCUGCAGUGGCGACGGAUACCCUUGCAUACGAAGUGUACCCCCCGCUUGGCCCGCUCUCUUGCCACGAGGUCUUCCUGGCUGGCUGGGGUCUGCCCAUCGGCGAGCUGUUCGACCUCCGCAAGCUCGCCGCCGAGUGCGAGCGCCUCAACAAGUGGACCUUCAUGUUCACCAGCAUGGUGCUGAACCUCGACGGCGGCAUUGCGAGCCCGCCUAACGCCCAGGCCAUCUUGUAA